CUUGGUGGUACCGCCUCUGGGCCACAGCCUCAGUCAUUCCCGAGCGGAUUGUUUGUUGUCAAAAUGGAGUUCUUACUUGGCAAUCCGUACAGCACUCCUGUGGGCCAAUGUAUAGAGAGGGCCACAGAUGGAGGCCUACAGAAUGAGGACUGGACCCUCAACAUGGAGAUCUGCGAUAUCAUAAAUGAGACAGACGAGGGGCCAAAAGACGCGAUGCGGGCACUGAAGAAGAGACUCAGUGGUAACAAGAACUACAGAGAAGUGAUGCUGGCGCUGACGGUAUUGGAGACAUGUGUGAAGAACUGUGGUCACAGGUUUCAUGUCCAGGUGGCCAACAGAGAUUUUAUCGACGGUGUGUUGGUCAAAGUCAUCUCCCCUAAAUCCAAUCCUCCGACCAUCGUACAAGACAAAGUGCUGUCACUCAUACAGGCAUGGGCUGAUGCCUUCAGGAGUAGCCCUGAUCUAACUGGUGUGGUCCACAUUUAUGAGGAACUGAAGAGGAAAGGGAUUGAGUUCCCAAUGGCAGACCUGGACGCACUGUCUCCCAUUCACACACCACAGAGGGGUACACCAGAGGUGGACCCGGCCAUGAUGAAGUACCUAGCCCCCGCAUCACCUGCUGUCGGGACUCCUGCACCUUCCCCGACCCCCGACCCUGCCACACAGGUCCCCAACAUGCCCAGCCCUAUCAAAGCAACCCCUGAACAGAUCGCCCGGCUGCGUAGUGAGCUGGACAUAGUGAGAGGAAACACCAAAGUCAUGUCAGAGAUGCUGACAGAGAUGGUCCCUGGCCAGGAAGAUGCCUCUGACCUAGAACUGCUUCAGGAGCUGAACAGAACAUGCAGGGCCAUGCAGCAGAGAGUGGUUGAGCUGAUUUCACGCAUCUCUAACGAGGAAGUGACUGAGGAGCUGCUACAUGUCAAUGAUGACCUCAACAACAUUUUCCUCCGAUAUGAGAGGUACGAGAGGUACAGGUCGGGUAGAGCCGCGCAGAACAACGGGAUGUUGAAUGAGGCCACAGAGGACAACCUGAUAGACCUGGGCCCAGGCUCCCCUGCCGUGGUCACGCCCAGGAUCACCUCCAGCCCUCCACCCCAUUCCGCUGCCGGGGCCGCCGCCUCCCCAGCCCAUAAACCCACUACAGCCUCGCUGUCCUUUGCACUAGCUGGUCUUGAUGUUGCUGCGGACAGCGUGAGCAGUACACUGCCCUCUGUACCAAACCAGGAUGACUUUGACAUGUUUGCCCAGACCAGGAGCAGCUCUCUGGCUGAACAACGAAAAAAUGUAAAGUAUGAGGACCCCCAGGCUCUAGGCGGCCUGGCCUCGGCUUUGGAUGUGAGACAGCAGAACGCAGGAGGGCUGAGGGUAAAAGGGGAUGAUAACCCAGCAGAUCAGGAGCUGCCCAUAGACAGCUGGCUUAUUACCCAAGGAAUGAUCCCCGUAUCGCAGUCCUCUGUCAUGGAUGACAUAGAGGAGUGGCUCUGUGCUGACGUGAAAGGGGAUGCCGCAGAGGAAGGGGUGACCAGUGAAGAAUUUGAUAAGUUCCUGGAGGAGCGAGCGAAGGCAGUCGACUCUCUGCCUUCUCCCCCGGGAGCUAACCCUGCUCCCCCUGCCCGCGCUCCUGGUGGCUCCCACAAGAAGGCUGAGCGGACGGAAGACACCCUCUUUGCCUUGUAGACUGUUAGCGGAGGGCCUCGGUCUCUUCUCUUGGGCAUCUAAAGGUCCUCGUCCUAAAUGAUCCCUCCAGUCUUUCCAGUCCCAUUUCGUCUCUGACCGGCAGUCAAGUGAUCUCCACCUCCUUGUCAUUCUCUUGCCACAGUGUUGCGCCGACAUGCAGAGGUCCAAUAUGUUUACUGCGCACAACCAUGUUGCGUUUUACUAUAUAUGGAUGUAUUAAUCUGUUAGUGUGGGAUGUACUACUUCCAGCCCUGCAUCUCAUUGGUAAUGCGCCACCAAAGGAAGACAUCCUUACUUGUCUGAUGGGGUUUAAAAAUGUGGUAUAUUACUGCGAAAUUAAUGUAAAAAGUUCACUGCAGGGCAAUGCAUUGAGUCAGUAUGGAAGAAUACAAUUAGGAUUAUAUUGUGUUGUUAGCUAAUUGCUAAUUUAUGCAUUUAUUGUUUUAAUGGUUUGUUCUGUACUAGCGCUGUGGUAUGUUUUUUUUUUUUUUUUUUACAAAUACUUAAGUUUAAGCUCUAGUCAUGCCUCUUAUACUGAGAUAUGUGUGGAAGGGCAACACAUUAUUACCCAAUUUGCCUGAGGCAGUGUGGAGAAAAGACUUAAGUUAAUCGGCUAAUUUAGCUAACUAUGAAUAUAAUAGCUAAAUAUUAGCUAAUCUUGAUGAGUGUAUGCCAGCAUUCCUUUAACCAAAGGGAAUAAAAAAACCUAAAAAGCACUAGUUAGGAAUCUCUGUUAUGUAUUUCAAAUAGCUAAGGGGAAGGAACGUGCUCUCUGAAUAUUUCCCAUCAGUCUAUUCAGUCCUCUGAAACGCUACAAAUAUAACUAGGAAAAGUAUGCUUUUGAGCAAUACACGUUUAGCCAUUCCAAAGAAUAUUAAGGCUUUAAAGACCAACUAGCACUGAAUGGAACAAUAAUUGAGUCCAUGUUUGAAAUGUUAAGGGAUGAUGAACAUUUUCCUUUCCCUGCUAUAUUAAUGUCUGUGCACUUUGAAGCAAAAACAAAUCUGUAUUUUGGCCUUUGUGUUUACAAGAUGGUUACUAUUUUUGUAGGGGGAUGGGAAACGGUCUUUAGAUUGACUUCAUUUUGCACACAUUUUUCUAAAGUGUCAUUGCAGCUCAUUCACAAACUUAUAAUUGCAAAAACGUUUAAGAAUAUUAAAGAUUACGUAAAGAUGCAAAACACAAUAUGGCAUCUAAAUUAUCAGCAAGACAUUCGCUGACACCAUAAUCGACUUAAAUACAAAAUGUAUAACUUACAGUAAUGGACUGUCAUAAAGGAUGUAUUCAUAUAGGUAGAACUAGUUGCUCUAUAUUAUGUAAUAUAUAUAUAUAUACCUCAAAAUACAGGAAUUCCUGUAACUGGUUAAAAUGUAUUGGCUCAUUGUAAGAGACAGCAUAUAGGCUUAUUUAUCAUUUCAUCCCCUGAUUGUAUUUUUAUAGUUCAUGUAAAAAGAAAAAAAAACAAGUUUGUAUCAUUGAUCUUUUUGUGGUCCAGGCAGAAGCAUGCAGUAAACAAAACCUCAGUUGUACUUUCUUUGAUUUGGACAGUCAAAGAUUAUUUUCAUUCUUGUGUUUUUUCAUUUUGGCAUGAUUCAUCUGCACCUGUUGGAGCUGGUGCCUGGCAUUUCCUUGAUUGUCUGAUUUCAGCAAAGUAGCCCUGACUGGAGUUUGUCUUUGGUGUACUUAGGAUCGCAGUUUGAGGCGAAAAAGCAAUCCUGCCUUCGUUACAGCUCUUUUCCUGAGGCUCUGGUUUGUUUUAACGUUGUCCAGUUAUAACACCAAAAGCCUUGUCAAUUUAGGCAUUCCUUUUGAAAUUCCUCCCUAGCUUAAUCAUGCUUUCAAAAUUUGUUGAUUUACCAGUUGUCAUUAUCGGCCUUCCACAAGACGGAAAUAUUCAUUAUUUGUUAUAAGUAAAUUCAAUGGUGACAUUAAAAACAUAUGUGUCUACACCAUCAUUAUGAUUUAAAUAUUUAAAUGUAUUUUAGCUGAGGAAAAUUAAUGAUUAACAAGCUUUAACUUUUCAAUGUUGUAAAUGCUGUACGGUUAUAUAGGCUUACUGGUUGCCAGGUAUCUGAGAUAAUAGUGUUACAUUUACAAUAAACCAUAGCGUUAACUUUGACUUUUGCCGUGCAGGCUGAACAAAGAGGAGUAAUAAAACAGGAGAUCCUUUUAAAAGGGAACUUUGAGUCAUUUUCUGUUUGUGUGUUUCAUAUCUCUGGAUCUGUAACAGAGUGUAUUGUGUUACUUGCUUGAGGGUUAAGUCCCGAUUGCAACAUGUAUUCCUCAAAAUUCUGUCUCUCUGAAUGUCUUUUAAUACUGACGAAACAGAGCAUUUAGCUGACGUUUCAUGGACAUGGAAGAGAGAUGUGUUUUCUGAUGGUGGGUGUCUCAUGUCUGUAUGGCUGUGCCGUCUGCUGCCAUUUAUUAAUGGUCAGAUUUUUGUUUGAUCUAAUGCACGUAUGUAACUGCCCAAUAAAACACUAGCAAUGUCUGACCUCUACCUCA
Messenger RNA from Micropterus salmoides (largemouth bass), 4182 nucleotides. RefSeq names its product TOM1-like protein 2 (gene tom1l2a). The coding region runs from base 64 to 1677 and encodes 537 amino acids. Gene Ontology annotation, biological process: signal transduction. Lineage: Eukaryota; Metazoa; Chordata; Actinopteri; Centrarchiformes; Centrarchidae. The record is from RefSeq and is a predicted model, not a curated record. The transcript is spliced from 16 exons. Gene Ontology annotation, molecular function: phosphatidylinositol binding; clathrin binding; ubiquitin binding. Gene Ontology annotation, cellular component: endosome; membrane.